AAAUCGUAGAACUCCGAAGAGAACAAAAUGAUAAAGGAUUAAAUAUUUUACAGAAAAUUCAGCAUAAAGUAACAGCCGUCAACCUGACUUUCGUAGAAUCAUCAGGACCCGUCAAUGAUGCACAAGUUCCAUUGUUUUCACGGACAGUAGCAGUACAUAGCUUUGGCGCUCAAGGUUCAGCCUCGGCAAACCAGGCAAAUAUAGAAGUCUUUCACCGUCGCAGGAUUAACCGCGGCCCUCAAAUGGCGAGGGGAUUCUGCUGCUUAACAGCGGCUGGGCAAGGACCUGGAGGUUGGAAUUCACAUUAAUGUCACUAACUGCAACCAACUUAUUAUUAAAUUAAAAAGGAAACCAAGACACCAUUCUAGACAUACUCACAAAUCUUCAUCACAGCCAAGAUCAAAUCCAUUUGGAACAGCUAUCUAAAGCAGGAAUUAUGUACCUGGGACCUGGUUGCUUAUUAAGGGGUAAAGAUUUCAUUCUCUACGCUCAAGGAAAAUUAAAAGACAAAUUAAACAUGAAAAACAAUGUUCUUGUACCAAACCUGGAUCAGUUGAACUACUUAUUCAAUAGUUCCAUGCAGUUUGACAACCUUCCUAAUGCGACCGACUCCAAUGAGCUAAAAGAAGAGCUAAACAAACUUCACAAACGCAUAGAAGAGAUGAAGAACAGCCAAGCAGAUUUAGGAACGGCCCUAUCUCCUCACGAUAUUCACCUGUACUCCGUGAGCUACAUCCUAGUGGGCGCGGGCGUUCUAGCCGCAGGCGCCUUGUGGUGCCGUCGCUGGCAGCGAUUGCGAGUACGCACCGCUCGCAUCAGUCCGGAUAUCGAACUCUCACCUACCUCGAGCCACAACAAGAACAGUGCGCGAGUGCAAAGCAAGGCUGACGAACAGCCUAGUGUUACCAUAGUCAGUGAAAGUUCGGUUCCAAACAUAACAAGUGUCCGAGACAAUAGCGAUCGCGUAAAAUGGCCAACGAUUAAUUAUGGGUCAAAGGAACAUGUGUACGCGAAAAUAAAUAAACAAGUAAUGUUAAACAAAUCAUGCUCGCCUAUAACAAGACAACGAUUUUAAUCAAGAUUUUUUGUAUUAUAUUCCAAAUGUCAUGUUAUUAUUAGCUUUAAGUUUUUUCUUUUCUUAUAUUUUAUCUUUAUCUUUUCGGCGCCCGGAAUAUGUUCGGUGUAAUACGGCCGAACAUCUUAGUAAGCUAUAACGCCACACUGCACGCUUAUUUAAAGUUGCAGUUGAACAGUAGUAACAGUCGUGCAACAACCCGGUUACGCGGAAGUUGGCUCUGGUCCUCGCGACCGUAACAUUUAACAUUUACAUUUAGUAAUUAAAACAUUAACAUAUAACAAUAACAUUUAGAGCAUUGAACAUUUGUACAACCUAGAACAUUUAUAAAUGAUUGUGAAUUAAAGUGAGUUCCAGAAAAUCCAGACUUAUCAUUGGUGAACAACUACUGCAAAUCAGCUCUGUGCCCCCACAUUUUUUUUUGGUCCUUCGAGCCGGAUUUCACGUGGUGUGUGACCUCAUACACCAUUGAAGCGAGCUAUUGAACUGAACAGUCAACUAACGAUUUGUGUUAGCGAAGUGUGAGGUGCGCAGUACUAACAACUGGUGAGCAACAGCAGUAGAGUCGGGGAGCAACACUCACGCAAGUAAUAUUUUUCCUUGUAAACAAUUUAAACAAGCAACAUUAUGGAAGACAUUGUGGACAUCCAGACCUUGAUCCAUGAAAACAUUGUAAAACUUGGCAUUAACAUUAAGAAAGAUAGCGCCGAUAGAAAAACAUUAGAUUACUUCAGGAGACGAUUGGCUACUCUGGACGAAUACUGGAAGGAGUAUGAAUACAAUUAUGAUCGUAUUCGCAUGGAGGUAAGUCAAACUCACCCUUACUUUGUACAACGGGAGUUCGAAAAAGCAAUGAAGGCGUACGAAGAAGUGAAAUCCCUAAUCAACCAACAACAUCAGAAGUUGUUAGCUAGAGCAAGCAACCAGGUAACCAAUGAACAAUCAAAAACUUCCGAUGAUGAGCCGAGACCCGAGGAUAUCAGCGUAGAAGCAGGACCUAGUAGUCCUAGACCGCAGGUGAAGACCACUGGUACAAACAGUAAAAUAGACGAUUUACUGAGGCGCCAAUACGCGAAUUUUAAGGCGUUUUUGCGAACCACAUCAAACAUCGACGUGGAAGCUAUUACGGAAAAAUGGGAAUUUAAAGAUGCGUUAAAGACUUUGCAGUCAAGAUGGUUAGCAAUAGAUUAUUUGCAUUGGGAAAUUGAAAGCGAGUUGUGUGGAGAUAAUGAAACAUACAGUAUGAUGUUUGACAGAUACGAAAAACAAUUUUACAACUUAAAGAAAGAAAUCAACACAGGUAUGUGGUCUGUCGCCCACAGAGAUAACACCACCCCUCAGCUUGACAUUCCGGUAUUUAGUGGGAACUACGACAAGUGGGUAUCGUUUCGAGAUUUGUUCACCGAAGCGAUUCAUAAAAAUCCAUCCAUGUCAAAAGCCCAAAAAAUGCAACAUUUAAAAAGUAAGGUGCGAAGAGAAGCUGAGAGACUUAUACAACAUGUGCAAAUCAGUUCUGAUAAUUACCUGGUGAGUUGGGAAUUCUUGACUAAUCGUUAUGACAAUAAAUACCGCAUAUUUUCGUCCUACAUGAACAUUAUGUUGAAUAUUCCUAAUAAACAACACAAGUCACUAUUUCACAUCAAAACAAUGCAUGAUACUACGCGGGAAGCGCUAUAUGGAAUAAGAAAUCUUGGAGUUGACAUAACAUCCUGGGAUCCGAUGAUAGUCCAUAUUUUUUUUAUUUUUUUUUUAUUGCCUUUGUAGGCAGACGGGCAUACGGCCCACCUGAUGGUGAGUGGUUACCGUCGCCCAUGGACUUCAGCAAUGCCAGGGGCAGAGCCAAGCCGCUGCCUACCGCAAAAGGUUUAGGCCAGAGAUUAGAUUCAGAAACAUAUGAUGAUUACCUCAAUACCUUAAAAAACUCUAAAGACCUUCCAGUUCUAAACGAAUUUCUAAACUUCUUAGAAAGGAAGUUUACAACCCUAGAAACAGCCCUGAAGAAGUCAGACAACGGGCUACCGAAACAUAAUAUUUUCCAAGCUGGACACCAUCAACAAUCAACUUCAGGUCUCCAGAAACAUAAUUAUAAUGCGUAUAACAAAUCUAGAAAUUAUAACUUGAACGAUAACAGGCCAAUUGCGAAAACAAUGCACGCGUCGAAUUUUAAUUGUCCGCUUUGCAAUAAUCAACAUGGCCUAUAACUAGUCAGGUCAUAAGUACUGUCACACAGUAAAAACUUUUCUUUUAGAAUGCUGGCCACAAAAAAGUUUAUUGAAUUCGAAUUACGAAUUGUUCAUAAAAAUAAAAAUGUAUACUUUUAGAAUUUUACUCAUUUUUAAAUAUGGAGUGGACGCUUAAAGAAGAGCGUGUUGCAGUUAUUGCGUUGCAUCGUUGCGGUUACGCGCCAAUUCAAAUUUUUAACAUACUGAAAAAUUUGAAUAAUACCAAAAGAUUCGUUUAUCGUACCAUCAAACGAUACAAUGAAGACUCUAGUGUAGAUGACAGGUCAAGAAGUGGUCGCCCUCGGUCUGUUAGGACUCCAGCAGUGAUAAAAGCUGUGAAGGCGCGAAUUCAAAGAAAUCCCAAACGUAAGCAGAAACUGUUGGCCCUUCAGAUGGGGUUAAGCAGAACGACGGUGAAAAGGGUGUUAAAUGAAGACUUAGGGCUUCGGGCAUAUCGAAGAAAAACAGGACAUCGUUUGAAUGCUCGUCUAAGGGACCUGAGACUGAAGAGAUGCCGCGCUUUGUUGAAGCGGUACGCGGGAAAAAAAUAUCGGGAAAUUCUUUUUUCGGAUGAAAAAAUUUUUACCGUAGAAGAGAGCUACAACAAACAAAAUGAUAAGGUGUACGCACACAGUAGUGAAGAAGCGAGCAACCGUAUUCCGCGUGUCCAACGAGGUCAUUUUCCAUCCUCGCUCAUGGUAUGGUUGGGAGUUUCUUAUUGGGGCUUAACAGAGAUACAUUUUUGUGAGAAAGGUGUAAAAACGAAUGCAGUUGUGUAUCAAAAUACAGUCCUGACGAACCUUGUGGAACCUGUUUCUCAUACCAUGUUCAAUAACAGGCACUGGGUAUUCCAACAAGAUUCGGCGCCAGCUCAUAGAGCGAAGAGCACACAAGACUGGCUGGCGGCGCGUGAAAUCGACUUCAUCCGGCACGAAGACUGGCCCUCCUCCAGUCCAGAUUUGAAUCCGUUAGAUUACAAGAUAUGGCAACACUUGGAGGAAAAGGCGUGCUCAAAGCCUCAUCCCAAUUUGGAGUCACUCAAGACAUCCUUGAUUAAGGCAGCCGCCGAUAUUGACAUGGACCUCGUUCGUGCUGCGAUAGGCGACUGGCCGCGCAGAUUGAAGGCCUGUAUUCAAAAUCACGGAGGUCAUUUUGAAUAAACUUUAGUGUCAUAAGAAUCUAUGUUUUGUUAAGUUCAUUUUGGUAUAUGAAUGGUUACAUAAUGAAUAAACUUGUUUCAAUUAUUUUACAUUAAACAUGUGACAGAAUUUAUGACCUGACUAGGUAUAAUUGCAAAAGGAUUUUAACCUUAGCUGACGAUCAAAAAUUAAAAACAGUAAAUAAAUUGAAACUUUGCACGAAUUGUUUAUUUAGUCAUGAUGGAAACAAAUGUACAUCCUCCAAAACAUGUCGAAAGUGCUUAGCGGCACAUAAUACGAUACUUCAUGACGCAUUUACAAAAUGUACAAAUUUAACUAAAUCUACUCAAUUAAACAUUAAUAACUGCAAUCGAACUACUCAGUAACAAGGAAGGUGCAAUGAACUCUUAGCUGGUACAUCGCACGUUUCGCAAGAAAGCAAUUCGGAUAUAUUACUAGCUACAGCUUUGGUAAAAGUAAAGGCUUCGGAUGGGUCAUAUUAUAAUUUGCGUGCUUUGGUGGACCAAGGUUCACAAAUAUCACUUAUUAGCGAAAAAGCGGCCCAAUUGCUAAACAUAAAAAGACAAAGGUGUAAGGGUGUCAUUUUCGGAGUGGGUUACAAGGAGAAUAACUGUAAAGGGGUCAUUACUAUUAAAUGUAACUCAAUGUACAGUAAUUUUCAUUUCGAAUCAGAAGUUUUUAUCAUGAAAGACUUAAUUAAAUGCCUACCUAACAAAUGUUUUCCGAAACCCUCAUGGUCAUUUAUAAAUACCACAUAGCUGGCUGAUCCAGAGUUUUACACUAGCCGACCCGUGGACUUGCUACUCGGCGCCGAUGUUUACGCGAAUAUCGUUUUGAAUGGAAUGAUUAAAACGGAUAAUGUUUAUGAUCCCUUAGUUCAACAAACACAAUUGGGAUGGUUGUUAUGCGGUAACGUGAAGACAUACCAUUGUAACGUAAUCCUAAAUAACAUCGAUGAAAUUCAGAGAUUUUGGCAAGUGGAAGAAAUUAGUGAAUCAAGCAGUAUGUCAGUAGAGGAUCAAGAAUGCAUUCAACUGUAUAACGAAACAACAAAACGGAAAGAAGACGGACGCUAUGAAGUCAGAAUACCAUUAAAAAACGACGUAAAACACAAAUUAGGAUUGUCCAAACCGAUGGCAAUUGCUCAAUUAAAAAAUUUGACGCAACGAUUUAAAAAACGAGAACAACUGGCACAAAAAUACAGAACUUUUAUGAAGGAAUAUUUAGAGCUACAACAUAUGAAACCCGAAGACACGAACAGUCAUAUAUCUAUUGAGUGCUACCUACCCCAUCACGGCGUGCAGCGAGAUAACUCGUCAACUAGCAAAUAUAGGGUGGUAUUUAAUGCGUCUGCAAAAAUGUCAACAAAACUCAGUCUCAAUGACAUAAUGCAUAAUCCUUUCGCGUGCUAAGCGUCCGAUCCAUAGACACACCGUUAUUUUGCCUGCGUGUUGACCGCCCGUGCCACGGACGGCGCGUCGUCCGGAUUUCAGACUUUUAACAGAUAAUCAUAAAAUUAUAGUUUACUCUUUCUAAUACAUUUAAACUGUAACCAAUGAAUUUACCUUCUCUCUCACACAAUAUUUACGACAAAAUAGCUGAAGGGGGCUGUGUGAAUCAGUGUGUAAUACGACUUCAGCGCGGACGCACGUAUAUAUAAAGUAACGAAGAAACAAAGUGAGGUGAUUUUUUUUAAUUAAUAAUAAUGGAAUCGUGAGUAUUUAUUCAUUAUAUUUUACUAACAUGAAGUGAAUGUUAUUUGCAUUUUAUGACAAAAAAACGUCUUUGAAGUAACGGCCUCGUCAUUUUUUGAACCUAACGGUCAUCUUUAGUUGGUCGUUUUUAAUAGAAAAAUUAAUAAUAUCCAAACGAUUUUUUGUAAUGAGAUCAAUAUUAUAAUGAACUUAACUAAAAGUAUUACAAAGGACGUGUAUUUUAGUCACAAAUGUAAAAAUUUCGACUUCAAAGAUGUGAACACACAUAGGCGUCCAUACUACUUACUCAUAACACGCCGGGUUUUAUGUAAAAAAAUGACAGAAGCUCAAUUAUUAAAAAUACGGCAAUAAAAUUAAUCAUUUUUUUGUGUUUUUUUAUUUAGUAUUUCAUUUUUUUACAUUUUGUACCAGUGAUUGUGUCGUGGCGUGCAACCUCUGACAGGACGACAUAGACAGACUAAGACAGAUAUUUGAAAAUAAUUCGAAAAGAAAUGGCACGAGGGCGUACGCGACCAGCGGCACGGCAGUACAUUUUUUGACUUCGAAAAAGACGAGAAAGAACGAAUUGACCGUUCUCUUCGACCGUUCAGAUUGGAUUCUUUGCAUUUUCAGCUCACGGCCCACCUGAUGUUAAGUGGUUACUGGAGCCCAGAUACAUUGACAACUUUUUACACAAGCUCAUUUGAUAUAUUUUUUUAAUGCCAAUACGCAUUUCAGACUCGUCACUAUGCCAAUAGAGGCGUUGCCGGCAGGUCGAGCGAUGGAGACGCCGAUGCACCCGAAGAGGGUAAGGGUGCUCGCGCCGAUAGUGGAAAUCCCAAGAUCAGAAAUGUGGGGAUCCGCUUCGUCCCCGGCCAGGAGGGACCAGGAGACGCCUCCGGUGCCAUCACCUGCCCUAAUGUGGGCCAAGUAGCGGGGCUAGCACGCCGACCACGGAGCGGCCUGCAAGUCUGGGUCACGUAUCGAAGAAAGCUCGACGUGAAUUAAUCCCUUCGUCCUCUUCGUCCUCUAGACCUCUUCGCGACGAAGAGAUUUUGGAACUGCUCAAUUACGGCAGCGAAGAAGAGUCGGAGGAAGAGAAGGUCGAGGAGACUAUGCAGCGGCCGCCGGUGCCGCACUCGACCAGGAUGUGGUUAGACGAAGAGGAUGAGGAAGUUGAAAGAGGUGAAGAGAGGAUCCCUUCUCUCCCGAGCGAUGACAUUAUAGAGCAUCCUCUUCGUCUAUCCACAUCCACCUCACCGACGGCUCUUUCGCCCUCUGUGGCGCUAGGGCCAACUAAUAAAUUUAUUUUUGAAUGGAGAACGGCGCCAACGCCUCCAAUCGAACCUGACUUAAGGCGAGAACCGUUCUCCCAAAUUAGUGGUCCAAAGGUUUCUUUUGCGACUCCGUAUGAUGCAUUCAUUGCCACAUGGGAUCGUAUAUAUAAGUCAAGAAAUUCGAAAAAAAGAGCGAACACAAAUCAUAAUGUUUAAUAAACACAUCUAUACUUAAUUAGCACCCGUGAGCGCACUUGUUAUUUUUUCACUAUUUUUAAGAUUUUUUUUUUGUUUUUUCUUCCAUACAUGUGGCUUUUUUCCUUGGAAUGAAUACCCGGUUUCAUGUAAAUCUUGAAUAAUUAAUUAUUAUACUACUUGCAAACAUAUAUUUUGCAAAAUCUUAGUUUUUACGAGACACUGUUUUUUGCACUAAUUUUGAGUGUCAUAUUUGAGACGUUCAUACUCAAGAUCUGUAAAAUAAAACAAAGUGUCGUUGCUUAAACUAGCUUGGCGAUACGCUUAAGUUAUUGUAAACAAAAAAUUAUUUGUCCCUGACGCCAAGAAUGUAAUAAAAACAAAUGAGUUAAGAGAGCCACUCGAGUGACAUUUGACGAGGGUCGUUUUUGUAUAAACACGUGUAGUUUAAAAAAAAAGUACUGAACAUGUGUCCAUUUGCCUUUUAUUGUAUCAUAUACAUUAGUUGCUUUAAUAAAUAUAGAAUAUUACAUCCA
Bombyx mori (domestic silkworm) is the source of this 8159-nucleotide messenger RNA. RefSeq lists its product as uncharacterized. The record is from RefSeq and is a predicted model, not a curated record. The transcript is spliced from 6 exons. Lineage: Eukaryota; Metazoa; Arthropoda; Insecta; Lepidoptera; Bombycidae. Bases 1703 to 2839 code for a protein of 378 amino acids.